AAAAAAAAAAAGUACUUUUCUUCCCCUCUCUAACGAUUCAAUGUUAUUGGACUCUCUAUAGCAUAUAAUCAAAAUGGGUUCCGGGAAAGGUGAAGCAUCUACGUCGUCGUCUUCGGUUUUGUCUGAAGACCCGUCGAUCUCAAGACUCCGUGAGAAGCAUCAGUUGGAACUAGAAAAUUUGACAUUAACAACCCAACCUUUCAACACAUUAAAGCUUUUCCUUUUGGCUACUAUUCAGUAUCUGAGGCGCUCCAUAAUAUAUAUUCUGACAAAAGGUGGUUGGGUUAUGCUCUUGGGUACUCUGGUAGCAGCUGUUGGAAUUCUGCUUAUUACCUUCGAUGGAUCUUAUGAAAAGCAUGUUCUGGAGUUUCUUCGUUAUUUUGAAUUUGGAGUGUGGUGGGUGGCUCUUGGUGUAGCAUCGUCCAUUGGUCUAGGAUCUGGUUUGCACACGUUUGUGCUGUAUCUGGGUCCACAUAUUGCAUUGUUCACAAUGAAAGCCAUGCAGUGUGGCCGAGUUGAUUUGAAGACUGCUCCAUAUGACACAAUUCAGCUGAACAGAGGCCCAUCAUGGCGUCACAAGGAUUGCUUCGAAUACGGUCCCCCAGUUUUUGCAUCAUUACAUGGUUCAAGUGUUCCUCUUAGCAGCAUAUUGCCACAGGUUCAGUUGGAGGCUAUUCUGUGGGGAAUUGGAACUGCACUUGGAGAACUUCCCCCUUAUUUUAUCUCAAGAGCAGCACGAGCUUCAGGAAGCAAGCUGGAUGCGAUGGAAGACCUGGGUUCUUCCUCUGCAGAUAAUGCUGGUGUCAUUGCCAAUCGCCUAAAUAAAAUCAAACGCUGGCUUUUUUCACAUUCACAACACCUGCACUUUUUGACAAUUUUAGUGCUUGCCUCGGUGCCAAACCCACUAUUUGACCUUGCUGGCAUCAUGUGUGGGCAAUUCGGGGUUCCGUUUUGGGAGUUCUUCUUUGCAACAGUGAUUGGAAAGGCAAUUAUUAAGACCCACAUACAGACAGUUUUUAUCAUUUUGGUUUGCAACAAUCAACUUCUUGAGUGGAUCGAGAAUGAGUUGAUUUGGGUCUUUGGCCUUAUCCCUGGUCACUCCUCUAUGCUUCCCAACUUUGUAGCCAAACUACACAAGAUCAAAGAAAAUUACGCGGCUGCUCCAGCUCCAGUGCCCUCAAAUAUCAAGGGGAAGAAAUGGGAUCUAUCAUUAGCUUCAGCAUGGAAUACUGUUGUGUGGCUUAUGCUCAUGAACUUCUUCAUCAAAAUUGUGACGGCAACUGCUCAGAGUUUUCUCAAGAAGCAGCAGGAAAAGGAGUUGAAUGAACUGACUGCGGCAACAAGUCAUUCUAAUGGAAAGUCCAACUGAGCAUCCUACUGAGCUCGUGAAACCCUUUUUAAUCCCACCCCUUUUCUUGUUUGGUAUGAUGUGGAGAUAAUUGAAGUUGAGUUGCAGCAGCAGCCAAUUUGUCACCAGUUGGGCCACCCCUAAGCUCCGUCUGCAUUCAUUAAGCCCUGCCAAAAGUUCUGUAUAUAAGAUUGAACAUGAAAAACGGGGACGAGAAUUCACAGGUUUAUUUAUUCUGUGAUGGGAGGCCAUGUUGUUGGUGGGUGUAAUAGCAUAAUUUUUAACUACCAUUGGAACUGGGAUACUAGGAUAUUGAUAUUGUAUUCUUUGGGAAAUGCAACACGAAGUAUUUGCAUGAUCAUUGGAAA
This is a messenger RNA of Telopea speciosissima, 1716 nucleotides long. Its product is annotated as vacuole membrane protein KMS1-like. Bases 74 to 1369 code for a protein of 431 amino acids. The record is from RefSeq and is a predicted model, not a curated record. NCBI's taxonomy places the organism in Eukaryota, Viridiplantae, Streptophyta, Magnoliopsida, Proteales, Proteaceae. The transcript has 8 exons.